GAAGUUGGCGGCCCACAUGGGCGAGCUAUCUUCGAAGCUGCUGUCGCCUGCGGCUUUCAUCCAUGCCUGCGCGGAGGAGGGCCAUCAGCGGUGGGGAGAGAUUUGGCGAGAAUUGCAGGUCUGGCGGAGGCAGUGCGGGCCUUGUCUGUCGUCAAGGCACUGGGCGGCUGCUCAAGCAGAGCUCUUGUGCAGCUACCUUUCCAUGGCUCGCCUGGAGCUAGGCUUUACUCUGCCGAUCUCCCCUCCCGCAGCCCUUGGUGGGGCCGCGCAGUUCGUAGUUUUGGCGCGGGAGCUUUGCCCGGAGGCCUCUUGGCUCACCCAAGACAUCCAGGCAGAAGCACCAAAGUGGCUGCCGAAGUUGCAGCAGGAGAUGACGUACGAGCUUCUGGAGGCCAAGCAGCUGUCAGAUGCCUUGGCAAAGCUCGCUGUC
Messenger RNA from Symbiodinium pilosum, 430 nucleotides. The record is from the annotation of a GenBank genome assembly. Lineage: Eukaryota; Dinophyceae; Suessiales; Symbiodiniaceae.